Schistocerca serialis cubense is the source of this 396-nucleotide messenger RNA. RefSeq lists its product as uncharacterized. The transcript has a single exon. Lineage: Eukaryota; Metazoa; Arthropoda; Insecta; Orthoptera; Acrididae. The record is from RefSeq and is a predicted model, not a curated record. Bases 1 to 396 code for a protein of 131 amino acids.
AUGGAUAUUGUGAAGAGAUUGGUUGAGCCAAUCAAGGGAACUCACAGGAACGUAACUACGGACAACUACUACAGUAGUUACCCUGUAGCCCAGCAUCUUUUACAAAAUGGGCAAACGUUCAUUGGAACAUCGAAAAAGAACAAGAAGGAAAUUCCUCCAGAAUUUUUGCCCAACAGAUCGCGAGAAAUUGGAAAUUGUCUUUUCGGAUUACAAAAUGACUUCUGUCUUGUUUCGUGCCAAACAAAAAGGAACAAGGCUGUACUUUUCCUGUCACCAAUGCAUGAAACUGCUGAAAUCGACACCGCUACAGGCAAGCCUGUUGUAAAUUUGGACUACAAUGCAACAAAAGGUGGAGUCGAUACUGUGGAUUAUAUAUGUACAUCCUACUCUACAUGA